This is a messenger RNA of Caenorhabditis sp. 36 PRJEB53466, 783 nucleotides long. The record is from the annotation of a GenBank genome assembly. NCBI's taxonomy places the organism in Eukaryota, Metazoa, Nematoda, Chromadorea, Rhabditida, Rhabditidae.
AUGGAGUACCCGGUAAAGGAGGAGGAUGAUAACGAAGUUCAUGGUGAGUGAACGAAGUUCAUUGCACUUUAGGCCCAAAUUAGUAUAAGGAUUUUGUUUGCAGAGGACGAAGAAAUGGAAGAAGAAUGCGCUGAACUCACAUUGAACAACGACUACUUCGACAAUAGUUGGACAGUUCCUGGCACACAAACAUUCGCGUGUUUCUCAUUUCGGACUUUACUUGUGUUUUCGAAUUCCGACGUGGAGUGUCUAGAUAUGCGAAAACCUCAUCCUUGGCCUUUUCAAUGGAUUCCAAGUUUUUGUUUCUUUCGUCCAACACUGAAACUAUUCACGUUUUCAAGCUGGACGAAAGUACUAAGAAUUCAUUAGGCUGGCUCAGCAGUCUCAACAGUCUCAUGACGAAUGCCAAUGGAUUGGUGAUGAUUGAACGGAGUUUUGCAACCGCUAUGCUUCCUAUGACUGGACCCAGCAAAGUUGAUAUCGUGGAGUUAGUUUUUUGUUUCUGUUCUCCUCAUAAUCAAUUACUUUUCAGAUUCAAAGGCCACAGUUAUGUCCUGUCCGUAGCAAAUACGUCGUUGUUCAUCUACUGUCUGAAACCCGAAGGUGGAAAUAUGAAGCUGGUGGGCACUCAAUACAUUGACUCUGCAUGACAAAAAGAUGAAGGACUUGUUGGUCAUGAUUAAGUGAGUCUUACUUGAAGAUAGGCGAUUGAACGUAAUUAUACUUUUCAGACAACACGACUCGGCAAAUUAUCCCUUCCUGGAGUUCUAUCAGACACUCUAG